Messenger RNA from Humulus lupulus (European hop), 1108 nucleotides. Its product is annotated as probable calcium-binding protein CML18. The transcript has 2 exons. Gene Ontology annotation, molecular function: calcium ion binding; enzyme regulator activity. NCBI's taxonomy places the organism in Eukaryota, Viridiplantae, Streptophyta, Magnoliopsida, Rosales, Cannabaceae. Bases 411 to 902 code for a protein of 163 amino acids. The record is from RefSeq and is a predicted model, not a curated record.
AUUCCUUUAAAAUAUUAAAAUACUAUUAAACUUUUGUGUUUUAAAUAGUUGACCAAUUGCUAGAAUUCAUAUUUGGAAAGUUUCAAAACAUUUACAAAAAUAAUAAAUAACAACAAUUUUUUUUUAAAACCAUUUUCAAAAUGCAACUACUAUCCAGUUGUUUUUUAUCAAUCGUAGACUGAGAUGCUCUACCAAGUUUCCACCUUACUGUUUCUUUCAAUCUCAACUUUUUGGAUUUGAGAUUGAGAAAUCGGAUCCGAAAUCUGGGAGAUCAACCAAUUUUCGAUCCACAGAAAAAGGAGGACAAAACGAAAUCCAAGGAAAUCUUGGUUCUUUUCCAAGUUUUCAAAACUAACAUUAGAUUCAAAUCCAAAUCAAUCCAUCAAUCCCAGAUCAGAAACUUUAGACCAAUGGAGAAAGACAGGCCUUUAAAGCUUGACAACGAGCAAAUCGCCAAGCUUCGGGAGAUAUUCCGAUCAUUUGACCGGAACAACGACGGCAGUCUAACGCAGCUGGAGCUCGGUUCGCUUCUCCGGUCACUCGGCCUAAAGCCGAGUCCGGAUCAGCUCGAGGAGCUGAUCCAAAAGGCUGACACAAACAGCAAUGGCUUGAUUGAAUUCUCUGAAUUUGUCGGCCUGGUUUCGCCGGAGAUUCUCUCCACCAAGUCUCCGUACACGGAGGACCAGCUCCAGCAGCUGUUUAAGAUGUUUGACAGAGACGGAAACGGGUUCAUCACGGCGGCGGAGUUGGCUCACUCCAUGGCCAAGCUUGGGCAUGCUCUUACAGCAGAAGAGCUUACAGGGAUGAUCAAAGAGGCUGAUACUGAUGGAGAUGGAAGAAUCAGUUUUCCUGAGUUCUCUCAGGCUAUUACUUCGGCUGCUUUUGAUAAUUCGUGGGCUUGAGCUUCAAUCAACUUUUCUGAUUUUAAUUUUCUUUAUUUUAUUUCAUUUUUUAAUUUAAGGUAUGUAUGUCUUUGUCUUCUGUUUGUUUAAUUCUUUAGUCAUUCUGCUUGGAUUAUUUUGAGGUUUUUUUUAGUAUGAUUUUGAUUAGGGCUUUGAACUGAGAUUUUGUGAUUUUCAAUUUUAAUGCUUUGGAAGAUUUUUUUUUC